Molecule: messenger RNA, 1755 nt
Organism: Orcinus orca (killer whale)
Lineage: Eukaryota; Metazoa; Chordata; Mammalia; Artiodactyla; Delphinidae
Product: translation initiation factor IF-2-like
Exons: 2
Coding region: 1-645 (214 amino acids)
Source: RefSeq, a predicted model, not a curated record
AUGUCAGUCGCGGCGGGGGGCGCGGGUUGCGCCCCAGCUGUGCGCCCCGGCUCGGGCUGCUCGGGGCGCCGGGCGGCCGCGCCUUUGUCCCGGCGCCGAUCGGCAGCUCCCGGGGCCGCCGCCGCCGCCUCCCGCGCCCGGCCUCGCCCGCUUCCUGCGCCCCCUCCCCGCGCGCCCGGCCCCGGCGCGCCCCGGGCCCCGCUUCCUGCGCGCCCGGCGCCCCUCCCCGCCCCUCCCCGCCGCCCGCCUCCCCGCACGCCCGGCCGCCGCUCCUAUUGUCUAAUGGCGGCGACGCCGGCAGUGGCCGCGGCCUCGGCUAAGCGGAGGCUCCGGCUCCACCUGCUGCUGCCGCCGCUGCCGCUGCUGCUGCUUCCCGGGCCCCGUGCGCGCCGCCGAGGGGGGGGGCGCGCGCCCGGGGAGGCCCGCGGAUCCCCACCCAUCCGCCUCCCCCGGGCCGGCCGGCGCAGUGACCUUGGGCCCGGCGCGCCGCCGCCUCGCUGCGGCCCCUCCCGGCCGGGUGGCCCAGGCAGCCGCCAGGGCCUCGGUUUCCCCAUGUGUCAGAGCCGGGGGGCCCGGCUGCCCCCAUCGAAACCGCCGGCGCAGUCAUGGCGCGACCCGGACGCGUGCCAGGGACAUGCUCUGUAAUCUUGGCUCACGGGCUGUUCUCUGAGCCUCGGUUUCCUUUUCAGUAGAAAGGAGGUGGUGAUACCGACUUCCUGGGAGCCAUGCCUUCAACACACAUUUACGGAGCGCCUACUGUGUUCCAGGCCCCGCUCCAGGACGUGGGGGUGGGAAGGGGUACAAAGUCCCGACUCUGGUGGAGAUGACAUGAGACGGCAAACACGUGAACCAAAUCCCUGGCAGGUACCAAGGAGUGGAAUUGCUGCAUCAGAUGGAAACUCCAGGUUUAACUUUUAGAGAAACCACCAAACGGAUUUCCACCGUGGCUGCCCCAUUUUCCAUUCCCAGCAGCUCUGGAGGAGGGUUCAGAUCUCCCUACAUCUUUGCCAAGACUUAUUAUUGCCUGUAACUUUUUUUUUUUUUUUUUUGGCCCUGCACAUGCGCGGGAUCUUAGUUCUCCCAACCACGGAUGGAACCUGGCCACAGCAACAAACAAUAGUAAUGAUACUGCGGAUGGCACAGACUUCCCGCAUGCUGGGAACCAGUCUUCUUUACGCAUUUAUUUACUAGUAACCCAUUUUGCAAAUGGGGACAAGAGAGGCUCAGAGAGAGUGUGGCCCAUCUGGAGGUCACCAGCCUGGCAGGGGCUGGGAACCCAGGCCUCUAGGCCUUGUCACUGCCCCCCAGGGCUGAGCUUGACAAUAAGUGUGUUUUGUUUUUGUGCUUAUCCUUCUCCCCGGAGCUUCUGCCUGCACCCUUGGGAGCCUGGCGUUGGCAGGGCCGGGAGCCACUGUUGGGGUGUUUAAAGGCCUUUAAAAGGUGUUCCCAGGGGACUUCCCUGGUGGCGCAGUGGUUAAGAAUCCGUCUGCCAAUGCAGGGGACACGGAUGGGUUCGAGCCCUGGUCCGGGAAGAUCCCACAUGCCAUGGAGCAACUGAGCCUAUGAGCCACAACAACCGAGCCUGUGCUCUAGAGCCCGCGAGCCACAACUACUGAAGCCUGCGUGCCUAGAGCCUGUGCUCCGCAACAAGAGAAGCCACCCAAUGAGAAGAGUAGCCCCCACUCCCCGAGAAAGCCCGCAGCAAUGAAGACCCAACGCAGCCAUAAAUAAAAAAAAAAAAAAAAAAAAAAAAAA